GACUGCUGGCUGCAAGUCACCUGCAGACUACUGCAGAGACUGAUCAGACCUGAGUAGUUGCAGAUGAUGCAGGUGCAUCUAUGGGAAAUGAGAGGGCUGUGAUCCCUCAGUCUUGGACAGGAUGCUUCUCAGUAUGUCAGUGCUGCUCUUCCACCCAGUGUUGCAGACAGGAUUCGCGGAGCCUCUCCUGCACAAAGAGACACCUGGCGUCUCCUGUGAGGGGGGUGGCUCCUUCCUUACAUGGUAUCUGAAUGGCGUAAAGCAGGAAGGGGUGUUGGGAAAGGAACCCCCAUACCUUGUACCAGUGGCUCCUGGGAGCUCCAGUGUGCUCACACUUAGAGAGAGUGGAGAAAACUGCAGUGAGUCAUCACAGAAAGGAGAGGAGUUGCUGAGAGUGCACUUUCCUCCUGAAUCUGCAGCCACUUCCACCCGAGCCCCUGGGCUAUCUAUGCUUCUAUUUUUGGUGGUCCGGACCCAACCUCACAGUAGUCUCAACCUUCAGGACCACGAUGAACGACUCAUACUCAACUCCUCUCGUCUGCUCUUGCUGGACACUCACAAUGUGGAUGGUAACGGAAGUCUGAGGGUGAGGGUCAGCACAGAGGAGAGUGGAGUCAGUCAUGCUUCUGUCACAGCAAUGGGUUUCCUCUCCACCCAGGUGCAACUCCCUCUCUUGGUGUUGGUCUUUGGGGGAUGUGGCAUGGUUGCAGGAAUACUUCUAGUUAAUAUAAUAGUCUGCUGCCUUCUGAUGAGGAGAAGAACAAGGAACUAUGCAGUUAAAAACCAGCUAAUACUCAGUCCCUCAAAUAAUAUGAAACUGAAUAACAGCUGUUUGCCCCGGGAACAUAUGUCUUUGCCAUCCAACUUACAGUUGAAUGACCUCCGACCCCAGGCCAUAGGCCUAAGUGAUGUUUCUGUAGGUGACACUCAGGAAGAUGUGUCUGCUCGAUGUGCAGCUCUGGCCAAUACAGGGUUUGACCGCUUCCCUCUGGUGGGCUACAUCUAUAAAGCCAACAGUGUGAGCAGUGAUGAAAUCUGGCUCUGAUGCCUCCCAUGCGGUCAAUCGGUCACUCAGCAAGGGAUUCCUCACCACUGCACAGGGGGUGCAAUAAAUAAAGACAAGGCUUGGAAAGGCAGACUGGAUUUCAGUUGUUGAUGUCAUUAAAAUUCACUAGUUCAGUUCAACCCAUUGGACCCUGGGCCAGAUUCUCUACAGCAAGUUAUAGGGAUGGAAAGUGAUGGUAAAAAGUGCAGAUUGGAGAAUAGUUCAAACCUUCAACUCAUAAAAAAUAAAAAUCUUGAAGUGGGAGGCCGGAGCGCAGGGUAUUUUAUUUUCAGCAUUACAUUAAACCGUAUCUCCAUUACAACUGAUAAUUGAAACUCUAUCUUAAAUAUAACUGACAUUCUGGAUUUGUUUAUACAAAGGGGAAAGUUUACCAUCACUUUAAGUAACUGGAGGUGCUACAAAAGGAAGUGAAAGGAAGAAGCUAUAUGGCUCAGAGGUUAAAAAGAGAGGCGUAUUGAGCAUGACAAGACUGUACAGAGCAGUACAUAGAUGUUACAGAGACCAGAAUUGAUAACCUCUCUAUGAUGUAUACUUUCUUGUUGCCUCAGAUUCUAUGGUAGAUGUGGAACCCAUCUUGCAAGGUUCUACAGUGCUUUGUCACUCCGCUGACCAUACAUACCAGGACAGUCUCUUUAUCCUACUAAUGCUUCAACAGAAACUGGAAUAAUGUCUUCCUUUUGCAUGUGCUGGGUGCUAUAGAAGCAAGCGGUGGGAUCCUCACAUUUAUGUAACCCUCCUCCAUAUGCUUACUGGCAAUAAACUGUGGUGCCCAGAA
Molecule: messenger RNA, 1841 nt
Organism: Bombina bombina (fire-bellied toad)
Lineage: Eukaryota; Metazoa; Chordata; Amphibia; Anura; Bombinatoridae
Gene: TMEM25
Product: transmembrane protein 25
Exons: 10
Coding region: 122-1045 (307 amino acids)
Biological process (GO): negative regulation of excitatory postsynaptic potential
Source: RefSeq, a predicted model, not a curated record